Osmia lignaria (orchard mason bee) is the source of this 2237-nucleotide messenger RNA. Its product is annotated as condensin complex subunit 2. The record is from RefSeq and is a predicted model, not a curated record. Gene Ontology annotation, cellular component: condensin complex. Lineage: Eukaryota; Metazoa; Arthropoda; Insecta; Hymenoptera; Megachilidae. Gene Ontology annotation, biological process: mitotic chromosome condensation. Gene Ontology annotation, molecular function: chromatin binding.
UCCAGUAUUCCUGUGUGCUUUCUUGCCCUCAUAUCAUUCAAAACAAUUCAAAUAUAAUUAACAAAUAUAUGCAGGUACAUGUGUGUACCUUUAGCGAGGCACCACUAAUUCUGCAUUUAUUAGUAUGAAUUAUUACAGGAAUAUAAAUAAGGAAGUCGGACACAGUAUCAAAUUUAAAGUUUAAAAGUGGCAGUUCGUAAGAAUAUGAUAAAUAUGUCAGAAUCUAAUGUGAAUUCGCUUUCAUUUACUUCGUCACCAUUACGACGAAAAUCUGUUCUUUCACGAAAAUCAAGUGGUGAUUUCACUUUAUUAGAAAAUGACGACGAAGCAGAACGUUUGGCUCGUCGUAAAAAUAUAAAUUAUUCUCCCUCUGUACCAAGUGCCACAAGCGGCAGACGUUCCUUAGGGCUUAGUUUUUUAGUACACAUGCCAGCUUCUCAAAUGGCAGAGCGUAUAUCUCAGUGCAUAAAACUUGGUACAGAGAAUAAAAUUAAUCCAAAGAAUGCAUUUAGCUUAGAGAUGAUUGAUUUCAUGACAUACAUGAUUAAGAAACAAGAUGCCAAUAUGUCUAAUUUACAAGUAGCUAGUACAUCUUUAGAUGUAAGCACUAAAAUCUAUGGAUUUCGUGUUGAUGGAGUACAUAUGGACAUACUUAAAUUGGUUGGUGGAUUGGAGAGACAAGAAAGGGAUGAUAAAAAUCAUAAUAAUGCAUUAGAAAUGGACUGUCAGGAGGAAGUCACAAAUAAUCAAGCAGAAAACUUGGAGAAGAGAAAAAAGAUGAAAAAGAAACAUAAACCAUUUAGUACUGUGGAAGCCUUAAGAACUGAUAUAAAAACUGAAAAGCCUUCUUUAGCAAUUAUGGAAGCAGAUUCGCAAACCACAAAUGUGUUAUAUCAAGUAUUAUUACCAAACCAUGCAAAUUCUAGAUUUUAUCCACAUCCAUAUAAUGAUGUUUUGGUAGAUAGAAUAGAAUGUAAAGAGAUAGGAGAUGAAAAUUCAGCAUGCACUAUUCCAAAAAUAACAGACUUAUCGCAAAUGGAAAUUUGUUUUCCUAUACAUUAUUUUAACUUUCAUAGUUGGAAUGCAGAUGAAGAACUAGAAACAGUUGACCUAGAAAAAAGUAAUGAAAGUAGAUUUGAAUUUGAUCUUGAUGCUGGUGUACCAUCUGACGAUGAAUGUGAUUCUAGUAGUGGAAAUUAUUUUAAUACAGAAGAGUGCACAGAACAAAAUGUAAAUAUGUGUGCUAUAGCAUCAAAACCAGUAGAAAAUAUUGUAGAUUUUUGUAAUGUUUUAAGCAAUGCAGUAUCAUCAUCAAAAACAUCAGAAUAUUCGUUCGUCCACAGCAAUUUAAAUAUACAUUGGGCAGGACCAUCGCAUUGGAAACUUACUAAUUUCAAAAAAAUAUCAUCUAACAGCAAUGUAAUUGAAACAUGCCAGCAAGCACCAAUAAAGAAAAGAAAAGAAAUGGAAUUAAAUUAUGGUGAUGAAACUUUCAAAAGUAUAAAAGCGAAAUUUUUACCAAGUAAAUCAAACAAAAUGAUCGUUAACGCCGUUAAAACAGAAUGGAACGAAGAAAUAUUAACAUUACCUCCGGAUAAACAUUAUGAUAUCGCACGAGCUAAUAAAUUGUAUCUUCAUCUAUUGACUGUUAAAUGUCCAGAAAUAAAUGCUACUUGCUUAUCCGAUGAUGAAGAUAAUUAUCACCAUGGAAAUGACAAUGAUGUAUCAAUGGCUCGUUCUCUCGUGAAUAAUGAUAAAUAUCAAGAGAAUAGAAACUUUGUAACUGAAAAUGAGAAUCUGACAGGAACACAAGUGUCUUUUACUGGAGAAAAUCUAGUUGCCAUACCAAAAUUAAUAAAUAAGGCAUGUAUUGCCUAUAGUACACGUGCAAAAAGGAUUGAUAUGAAACAAUUAAAGAAAUCUAUUUGGACGUGUUUAAGGAGUAAAAGAUAUGAGACUGUAAAAGAAACAGAGGGAGAAGAAGAAGAACUCACUGACAAAAUGCAAGAGAGCAAAUAUUUUAGUGAGGUAUAUAAAAUUGUGCCAAAUUUAUUAACCAGAACUAAUAUUGAAGCAUUAAGUUUUCCAAUUUCUUUUGUAUCUUUAUUGCAUUUAGCAAAUGAAAAAACGUUAAAAAUAACUUCUAGUUCUGACUUAAAAGAACUCAUUAUAGAACAAGAUUAAAUACAUUUAUAAAUCUACAAAGUUCUUGUACACAACAUAUUUAAAUGUAAAAA